Molecule: messenger RNA, 414 nt
Organism: Suillus fuscotomentosus
Lineage: Eukaryota; Fungi; Basidiomycota; Agaricomycetes; Boletales; Suillaceae
Exons: 3
Coding region: 1-414 (137 amino acids)
Biological process (GO): regulation of cyclin-dependent protein serine/threonine kinase activity; G2/M transition of mitotic cell cycle
Cellular component (GO): cytoplasm; cyclin-dependent protein kinase holoenzyme complex; centrosome
Molecular function (GO): cyclin-dependent protein serine/threonine kinase regulator activity
Source: RefSeq, a predicted model, not a curated record
AUGGUCAGCAAAUAUGUUGUCGAGAUCUUCAAGUACAUGAAGCAGACCAAGCUUAUAACACUUCCUCAUCCGAAAUACAUGGCAUUGCAAAAAGAGCUGGCCUGGUCGAUGCGUGGAAUCCUUCUCAAUUGGCUGGUUGAAGAAAUUGUUGCACCAUCCAUCUCGCACUUCCUUCACUGCGUGGACUCAUCCUACACUGAAUCCGAUAUCCUUCUCGCAGAGCGGUACAUCCUGAAAACAAUCGAUUGGAACUUGAGCUAUCCGAACCCGAUGCACUUCCUGCGCCGCACACGCAAAUCGGAUGAUCACAAUGGGGAAACACUGGAGUGGCGGUUGCUGGCCACGCCACCUUCCCUGCUGCUGCUGCGCCGACCUGGUUGGGACACCUCAUUCUCGGCAACAAUAAAUGGGUAA